UUGAUUCAUUAAGAAAGGGACCAUGCCGAAUAGUAUUCAUAUAACUAUCAUCAAUCACUUCACAUUCACACACACACACACACGCUCUUUCUUCUAAAACAACACAACUAAGUAACACAACAAAUACUUGUUUUUUUUGUGUUUUUGUUCAUGGCAAAUCGUGUGCUUCCUCGUGAAACUCACCCAGAUGCUUUUCAUGUUUCUGGUCCACGUAAUUUGACUAACCUUAAUUGGAGGGAUCUUAUCAGUUCCAGUUGGAAAGAUGCAAAGUACAAACGAACCGUCAUUUCCUGCUUUAUACAGGCAGUGUACUUGCUUGAACUCGAUAGACAGGAGAAAAGAUCACAGGACAAUGCCUUAGCUCCGAAUUGGUGGAUUCCCUUCAAGUACAAGCUCACAAAAACAUUAAUGGAUGAAAGAGACGGAUCCAUUUUUGGUGCGAUACUCGAAUGGGAUCGAUCCGCAGCAUUAGCUGACUUAGUACUAAUUAGACCAAACGGUGCCCCUAGAGCUGUGUUAGUACUCCGAGGAACAUUACUCAAAAGUCCUACGAUGCGAAGAGACAUCGAAGACGACCUGCGUUUCGUUGCUUGGGAAAGCUUGAAAGGUUCUGUCAGGUUUAAAGUAGCUUUGGAGGUACUAAAAUCAAUUUGUGAUGCAUAUGGAAGUAGUAAUGUAUGUAUUGCAGGACAUUCCUUAGGAGCUGGUUUUGUUCUACAAAUUGGAAAAGAACUAGCAAAACAAGGGAUCUAUGUGGAGGCACAUUUGUUUAAUCCACCUUCUGUUUCGCUCGCGAUGAGUCUAAAAAAUAUCGGAGAAAAGGCCGAGUAUGUAUGGAGUAGAGUUAAAUCUAUGCUUCCUUAUGGUAAGGAAGUAGCUCAAACUCAAGUUAGCAAUGAUGGAGACAAGGCCAACUUGGUCGUCGGAUCGAAGAGUUGGAUGUCUCGAUUACCGAGUUAUGGUUCAAAGGAUGGUGGUAGUGUUGGCAUGGCAAAAUGGAUUCCUCAUUUGUAUGUUAACAAUAGUGAUUACAUAUGCUGCUAUUACAAUGACCCUAAUGGAACAGCAGAGAAAGUGGUUGAUAAGGAGAAUGUGAGUGGACAAAUUGCUGCAAAAUUGUUUGUUGUGUCAAAGGAAAAACAGAAAUUUCUUGAGGCUCAUGGUUUGGAACAAUGGUGGUCAAGUGAUGCAGAACUUCAACAAGUUAUUCAUAAUAGUAAACUCAUUAGUAGACAACUUGCUUCUUUAUACACUUCUACUUCUUCCCAAGUAGUAACUCGGGUUAAGCCGGGGUAGUAAUCGGAUUGGAUUGGAUUGGAUUGGAUUUAACCUCGUAUACAUUACGAAAUCUCUCAUUUUUUGGUCUUAAUAAUGCAGCCUGUUUGGCUUGCAUCCAAACAAUGUAAUCUGUUCUUGUUUAUGCUGUCUUAUUCUUUAAAACAAGUUGCAUGAUCUUACAGAUAAUGUUUGUAAUACCAAUGAAAAAUCUUCAUUUUGUUCAGUUCACACUGUCCUCAAAGAUUAUUGAACUUUGCUUUCAAUAUAGAAAAUUCAGUGAGAACAUGUUUAUAAAAUGAGAACUAAAAAUGAACAGAGGGAGUACUUUUUA
Molecule: messenger RNA, 1609 nt
Organism: Cicer arietinum (chickpea)
Lineage: Eukaryota; Viridiplantae; Streptophyta; Magnoliopsida; Fabales; Fabaceae
Product: GDSL esterase/lipase At4g10955-like
Source: RefSeq, a predicted model, not a curated record